ACUCAUUUAUGGCUCGCAGUUAACAGACGUAUUUUUGUUUUUUCGUAUAAUUUUGCGAUCACGAUGGGUUUCUAGUAUCUAAUCGUUUGCACACCAGCGUGUGCCUUCACGCACAAUAUAAAAAUGCUUGCCAAAAUGGCGCCCUCACAGGACAAGUUAGUCCAUCUUCACAAAACACCAACAUCAUUAGACAUCAAUCCCUCUGGACUUUUAUUCGCAUUCGUGGAACUAAAUCAUUACAACAAUGAGUGCGAGUCAGAAGGAGUCAUGGGCUGCGGCCAUCGAUUUGCUCACUAACGAUGAGUGCCGUUUGCUGCUCGAAGUUGAGGAUUUCUUCAAUGAUGAGUGUGAUCUGCUUAAAAACUUUCCGAGCGCUGCAACGAAGAUCGAAAUCAAUAACACCACGAGUUUCUACCCGCCAUCACCGCCGGAACUGAAACCAAGUCCCGCCGAACUCGCUAACGAUCUUCUGCAGCAGCUAGACAGUCAAUGCAAACAAGAGAAUAUUUUCUCCAACUGGCUAGAGGAAAAGGUUGACCUCCCUUCCAUCUUUGAAAACAUUUCUGAAGUUCCUGAACGCGUGGACCCACAACCCCCGGCAGCGGUUCUAGCUUCAAGUCCUUUUGUGACCUCGCAGCCCACUGAAGAACUGCUGCGGGAAUUCGAAACGGUUUAUGGUGCUGUCGAAUUAACGCAUUUAACACCGCCGCAGAGUCCGCCGGGACCCGCGACUCAGUUGCUCCUGAGUUACGCUCAACAAGCACAAUGCACAGCACUAGCACCUCCAGUUCCCCUGGCACCGCCGCAAGAAGCGUGGCAGAUUGUGGCACCUGUUCCGGUUAAUCAGCUGCCGGAAGGUUACGAGUGUGACUUGGACGCCGUCGAGGAACUGGUCCGUCACCGAGCCUCUCAACUGGCAUCUCCGCAACAUUCCAGUAGUAGUGCUAAUGCCUCUCCACGUUCUUCACCACCAUCAUCGCCGCGUUCCUCAUCGACCGACGAGGACUGGUCCGCACCGUCACGUUUGAAGACGCGUUCUGUAGAUGACCGUCGUUCACGCAAGAAGGAGCAAAAUAAAAAUGCUGCUACUCGUUACCGUCAGAAGAAAAAGGCUGAAGUGGAGGUGCUUCUCAAGGAGGAGCAGACCCUGCGCCAGCGUCACACCGAACUCGGGGAGAAGUGCUCUGACCUCCAAAGAGAGAUUCGCUACCUAAAGGCUCUGAUGCGUGAUCUUUUCAAGGCGAAGGGUCUAAUCAAGUAAAUCAAUCAACAACGCCGCCUCCAGAGAAAUAAAACAAUAUGCAAAAACGCAUAAAGCGAUUGAUUCUGUUGAUCAUCGGAAGUUAAGGGAGUUCUUUAAUUUGGAUGAUUUUUAUUUUACGAUAAAAUAAUUUAACUCUGUCAUAGUUUGCAUCUAAGUGAGCAGAUCAGAUGUCACAUCAUCGAGCAGCAUAAGCUACGUCAUCAUCAGAGGGAUACUAAUAACACCUUGUAAGGUGGCGCCAUUCUUCAUCAUUCAUUCAUUCAUUCAUUCAUUAAUUCAUUUAGACGAUAGGUCGCAUUCGUUAUUGUAAAAAUAUGUAUACUUAUAGGAUCAACAACAUCUUACUCCUUGUUUUGGUUAAAUCACUAUUUUCGGUAUAUAUAUACACACUUGUAUUGAGAAAUUUUAUCAACUGACAUGAAAUCUUUGAUUAUUUUUUUAAUAUUUCUUACAAUAAAUGGAAUGCGAUGGCGGAA
Molecule: messenger RNA, 1740 nt
Organism: Bombyx mandarina (wild silkworm)
Lineage: Eukaryota; Metazoa; Arthropoda; Insecta; Lepidoptera; Bombycidae
Gene: crc
Product: bZIP transcription factor crc
Biological process (GO): regulation of transcription by RNA polymerase II
Cellular component (GO): nucleus
Molecular function (GO): DNA-binding transcription activator activity, RNA polymerase II-specific; RNA polymerase II transcription regulatory region sequence-specific DNA binding
Source: RefSeq, a predicted model, not a curated record